AACGCUAGGUGUGUAAUAAACGAAAGAGACAGCCCGGAGGAGGAGGACUUGUUUAAUUGAUAGUUUAUUGUUGCAAGUAAACAACAAAGGAUAAGGGAGGAGCAUGCCAUCCCAACCCCCGGGCAGGACUGUGAUUAUACAACUUCAGGAUACAUGUGGAAGUAGCACCAGGAAACUAAAAAGAUACAAUGGUAGGGGACAAGAGCUAAAAAAAAAUAAAGGCCUUAAUUUAGUCAAAGGAGGACUGACGAAGCGAUACGGGAUACAGGUCAGAAGAAGAAGAAGACUAGAAUCCUUGGAAACGCCGAGAAACGGGAGGUCGCCAUAUUGUCUUGUGAGGCCGGGACGAGCGGGGAGGGCAAGCACGAUGGAGUACCGCAUGAUGGAAAAUCUUUUGACGUGCCCCUAUAAUAGCAGCCACCAGAUUAUACCUCAUCGGAUGGCAAUGCACCUUAUCAAGUGCAAAAAGAAUUACCCAAACAUGGACAUGAAGGAAUGCAUCUUCAAUGCUGUGCAUGUGGUGCCGGCCUCAGAGUUCCAGGCACACCUGCUGAGCUGCGAGGACAAGCAGCUUGUGGAGCGAGAAAUCUUCAGCCGGCCACAAGUAAAGAAGGAAGGCCCAUUGGUGAAGCCUGAAGCCGUGCCAGUGGAGAAUGUUUCCUUUACAUGUGAGGACUGGGAGUCAGAGCGUGUAGAGUCUUCAUAUUCUCCUGAAGCCAGCAUCAUCAAUAAGGAAUUCACCAGACCUCCUCCGUCUGGACUUAGCAAAAGUGCUCGCAAGCAAUGGAGAUUGAAUGAGAUUGAACGAGUGAAACGCCUCCAGAAUGGACUCCCAGUGACCAGUGCCCAGUCCGCAUCUCCAGACAAUCAUUUAUCCAUGACAAGUUCUGUAACAAGAAACAGCGAUUGGACUGCUGGUGGUGCUGUUCCAAAACUCCAAGAUAAAAAUGUUAAGAGUAGUUCAUCAAGUGCUGAAUCAGACACAAAUAUUGGACAAGUGUCCCAAGAUGGAAAACAGUCUUGUGGAACUUCUGUCUCAAGUGCUGACCAUCCAACAGAGCUUGACAGUUUGAAGAACCUCACCAACAACCCUCGGGUUUGUGAGAAAAAAAUCCAAAGGCUUGAUAUGGGUGGCUACAUUAAGAAUAAGCGAAAACUAGAGAAGAAGCUUUUUGAGAUUGAGAAGCUGGAAAACUUAAAGGAAAACUUCAAUCAGAAACUGACAAUUCAAGAAGAGAGCAAAAUUGUCUUGAAGGAAAGCAUUUUGGAACAGCUGAGAGACUUGAUGACCCACCUCGAUGUGUAGCAUUUGUAGCACCUGUAGUUUAAUUCAAGAUUUGAACUAAAGCUAGUGCAUCUGUAGUUUAAUUCAAGAUUUGAACUCAAGAUGGUACAUCUGUAGUUUAAUUCAAGAUUUGAACUCAAGAUAGUUCUUCAAUUAUUUUGCAAUUUGUUGAAAAAAAAGGACCUCAGAUCAUAGGUGUAUACUAGAUCUUAUUGAAUUUGGUUAUUUUUAAUUUUGAUUUUAAGAUAUUCACAUGGACAAAGUCAUGUGAAGCUCACAGCUACAUUUUUUUAUUAACAAAAUAUUAAUGAAAUGAUCAAUUCCUAGGUAUUAAUAAUAAACAAAACAAAAAAAACACUGAAAAUUUUAGAUAGUUAUUGACAAAAUCAUUGUACUGCCAGUGUAUAAUAAAGAAAAAUAUUGCCGAUAAUGUGACAAGGAUAUUAGAAACGUCAGAUCCAGUUUUUUUAACCAUAAAAAUUUUCAAAAUUUAGGUAAUUCAUGGUUCCUUAACCUUUUAGCCAAUAAAGGUAUUUACUUCAUUCAAGUGGCAGAUUCAAGACAUCUACAAGAAGAAGAAAAAAAUUAAGCUAACAUAUGUUUCUUGCAAGAAGAACCAAGCAUAGUGCUUAAAAUAGGAUUUUAUUUAAAGCAAAGUCUCUUUGCAGUUUUAGCAAUAUGUAUAAUGAAGUUUUAAAAUAUAAUUUACAUAGGAAUGGUAAUGGAUGAAAAUCAAAACCCAAAUAUACAUAUAACAUUAGGCAUACAAAAGAGUUUCUCUCAGCUGUCACAAAAGAACCACUGGGAUCAUUAAUCAUUAAUGUUGAUUGCUGUUUGUGAUAUAUCACCAUCUCAUCUAUAUGAUAGGAACAUUAGAACAUUAAUUUGAAAACAAUAGGAGUAAAGGCUUAAAUUUAUAA
This is a messenger RNA of Eriocheir sinensis (Chinese mitten crab), 2205 nucleotides long. RefSeq names its product protein D7-like. Lineage: Eukaryota; Metazoa; Arthropoda; Malacostraca; Decapoda; Varunidae. The transcript has 8 exons. The record is from RefSeq and is a predicted model, not a curated record. The coding region runs from base 104 to 1306 and encodes 400 amino acids.